Messenger RNA from Cooperia oncophora, 255 nucleotides. NCBI's taxonomy places the organism in Eukaryota, Metazoa, Nematoda, Chromadorea, Rhabditida, Trichostrongylidae. The record is from the annotation of a GenBank genome assembly.
AUGCAGGCCACUGUCAACCCGUGCAGGAUCAAGCACUUCGUCCUGAAACAGCCAAGUCACGAAGUCUUUCCCAAGUGUCUUUUGUUUGACGACGAAUCAGAGUUAUUAAACGACGACAUGGGAAAAGCCAAGGUUGGAAUCAAUGGAUUUGGCCGAAUUGGUCGCUUGGUGCUUCGUGCUGCCGUCGAAAAGGACACCGUCGAAGUGGUCUCUGUAAAUGAUCCGUUCAUCAACAUUGACUACAUGGUGAGUUGA